GUGGGCGGAGAGGAGCGGCGGCGGCGAACAUGUUGGCUUUUGGCUGCGGUUCCAGUGUAGUGAUGUGCCGGCUGGAAGAGGAACCGAGCGACGCGUAGAGGACGUGGACUGAGCGGCUGGACGCGGAACGCAUUCCUCGGCUUUCUGUCAUUUUUAAAGCCCGCUUGUGUUUUUUUUACGGGGAUGUAUUUCUUCAACGCGCCGAAAGAGAUUUGAAGGAAGGAGCAGGAGCCGUGGAGCGGGUUUUCAAGACGCAGCAGCUGCCGUGCGUAACACACCAGAUCUGCUCCGUGCUCAUUUGAAUGAGAAUAGUUGGCUUUCAGUUUUGUUUAAGGAAGCCUAAUUGCUGGAAGUGAGCGCGCAUGGUAAACUGCUGUCCGUGCGUAAAAUCGAUGUUUUAAUGACAUUUGGGAUUUGAAAGCUGCAGCAAGUGAAAGUGAGGCGAUCUCCAUGUGUCAAUAUUGACAGGUGUUAUCAACCUUUCAUUCACUAGCGGGUCUGUUCGUGUAUUUAACACAUCGUGGACUCAUUUGUAACCAAAAGCUGCGCCAUGGAUCAUCCACGUUCUUGUUUAAUCCUGCAGUUUUAACACACGUUGAUGGGAACAACCUUAGGAUGCGUUUGAGGCGCCGGGUGGGAAAGUAACCAUCACUCCAGUGUCCUCUUCCCUCCCGAGUUGUAGCAGCCAAAAUGACAAGCAACGGACCUGUCAUCGUCUUCGAGUGGCUGAAGACCCUCCAGCUCGCCCAGUACGUCGAGGCGUUCGUGGAUAACGGAUACGACGACCUGGAGGUCUGCAAACAGAUAGGAGACCCCGACCUGGAUGCCAUCGGCGUCUACAUCCCCCACCACCGGCAGAGGAUCCACGACGCGGUGAGGAGGCUGAAGGAGGACGCCAAAGACACGGCGAGCGCGCUCUACUUCACCCUGGAGCCGAUGCCACCCGCGGCCGAGAUUUAUACCAGUCACAUGGUGGACCAGUACGAGUCCAAACUGCGCGGGUCCAAGUCCUGGACCGAGCCCAACAGUGACCGGGUCGGGCGCACCGGGGGCUACGUGGGCGCGCAGCGGAACCUGACGCUGGGCAACAGGAGGGAGCUGGUGAUUUACCCCAAGCUGAAGCUGAAGAUCAUGAUCAGGGAUAAACUCAUCAGAGAUGGCAUCAACCUGGCCAAGCCGCCGUAUUCUAAUAAGGAUGGUUCUCUGGGCAACAUAGAUGACCUUGCACAGGAGUACUCUGAGUACUACAACACCUGCUUCGGUGACGUCAGCGAUCGUGUGGAGGAGCUGCGCAAACGACGAGUUUCCCAAGAGCUCGACAUGGAGAAACAGGACUCGAGCAGCACGUCUCUGCAGCUCCGUAAUGAAAUCCAGGAAUCAUUAGGCUUCAGCAGUGAGGUGUCGACUCCUGAAACAGACAGAAAAAUGUCGCUGCACAAGUCCAGCUCUGAAGAUGGAUCAGCAGGCAAAUGGGACAACAAGAAGAAGAACAAAUCUUUUUGGCAGAACUUCCGCAAGUCUCCGCAUAAACCCAGCAUGCGACAGGCGUCCAAAGGAGAGGACAUCGGCUACGUGGCCAGCGAGAUCACCAUGAGCGACGAGGAGCGGAUCCAGCUGAUGAUGAUGGUGAAAGAGAAGAUGAUCACCGUGGAAGAGGCCCUAGCUCGGCUGAAGGAGUAUGAGCACGGCAAACAGUCCUGCAGUACUGACGCUGCAGAGUGCACUGACGGCCCUGCACCCAAUCUAAACCAGUCCUCAAACUGCAACUCUCGUGAACAGUCAGAUGAGGAGCAAUCAGAGGACUCUGUGAAGUUCAAGCGGCUUCACAAGCUGGUGAACUCGACACGCCGGGUCAGGAAAAAGCUCAUCAAGGUGGAGGAGGGCAAGAAACAUGGCUCUGAAGAUUUUCUGAAUCUGGACUCACCUCUCACCUGUGAGGACAACACAGCUCUGUACACGGGGGUCCUGAAGAAGCCUCCUCUGCCCCAGGAGGCCUCUCUGCCCUCCCUCACCCAGGAUCAGCUGUCUCUGGACGGAGACACGGACAGUCUGACCACCUCCCCUUCCUCCAGCAGCUUGGACACCUGGUCCGGACACAAGCUGGUCAAAACCUUCAAUAAGUCAUCCAGCAACCACGGUCUCAUCCGGCCGCCCAGGAGGACCCCGGUCGGCUCUGGCGUCCUGGGAGGUUCCAUCUCCGGCGUCGGAGGCAGCGGCUCUUCCUUCUCGGAGUUGGAUGGCUGUGGAUUGGACGACGAGGGGAAACUGUCACGCUCCACGACCGACGGCGAGAUGCGGAAGGCCCUGAGCUCCAUCUCCCAUGGGAGAACGUGCAGCUUCGGAGGCUUCGACCUGACCAACCGCUCGCUCCACGUGCUCAACGCGGGCUCAGAGGCCAACAAUAGAGAACAAGAAGCUAUCUACAGAGAAGUGGUGAAAUCGCCCACGACGUCCCGGAUCUCGCUGGGCAAGAAGGUGAAGUCGGUGAAGGAGACGAUGAGGAAACGCAUGUCCAAGAAGUACAGCAGCUCCUUGUCCGAGCAGUCCAGUCUGGACGGAGCCCCCGGUUCCCCCCAGUCCCCCCAGCCCGACACCGACUCUCUGGAGAAGCCGAAGCUCAAGGCCGGCGGCUCGGUGGAAAGUCUGCGCAGUUCACUCAGCGGACAGAGCUCAAUGAGUGGUCAGACGGUGAGCACCACCGACUCAUCGGCCAGCAACAGAGAGAGCGUGAAGUCGGAAGAUGGCGACGACGAGGAGCCGCCGUACAGGGGGCCGUUCUGUGGUCGGGCCAGGGUCCACACCGACUUCACCCCCAGCCCCUAUGACUCCGACUCCCUCAAGCUGAAGCGCGGCGACGUGAUCGACAUCAUCAGCAAGCCGCCCAUGGGGACGUGGAUGGGCCUGCUCAACAACAAGGUGGGCACCUUCAAGUUCAUCUACGUGGACGUGCUGAGCGACGAGGAGGAGAAGCCCAAGAGGCCGGUGAGGAGGAGGAGGAAGGGCCGACCACCCAAGCCCACCUCGGUGGAGGACCUGCUGGAGCGCAUCAACCUCAAGGAGCACAUGCCCACGUUCCUGUUCAACGGCUACGAGGACCUGGACACGUUCAAGCUGCUCGAGGAGGAGGACCUGGACGAGCUGAACAUUAAAGACCCUCAGCACAGAGCGGUACUGCUCACUGCUGUAGAGCUGCUGCAGGAGUACGACAGCAGCAGUGAUCCGGAGCGCAGCGGCCUGUCGGGCUCCCAGGAGAAGCUGCUCUCCGAGGGACUGGGCCUGGUGGGAGACUCCCCGCGGGACUCCGGCUGCUACGAGAGCAACGAGAACCUGGAGAAUGGUAAGAGCAGGAAGACGUCCCGUUCCAGUCGUUCCUCGGCGGGGCUCCAGUCUCCAGACUACCCCACCCUGCCCAUGACCCUUUCAACUGAGGCUCUGCAGCAGAACGGCAAGAACCAGCGCACAAAGUUCUCGAAGAGCUUCUUCAUCAAACCCUCCCUGAAGGGCUUCAACCUGCUGGGGCUGCGCAAAGCCCCCAGACGCUCCCCGAUCCCAGCAAGCCGCAGCUGCGAGGACCUGGACGGACCCCCGCAGCCCACUGGACCCUGGAAACGCUCCCACUCUCUGGGAGACCUGCACUGGGAGCAGACUUAUGAGCAGAAGAAGGAUCUGGGCCUGGAGGUUAAACCCCCCAUGGAAAGACCCAAAUCAGACAGCAGUAACGCAACCAAGGUCUGCAGAGGGGAGGGGUCCCCAGCUCUGAAUGGGACUCCACCAGUGAGCCCUAAAGGAAGGGCUGAGAGACCACCCAUACCUUCCCAGCUGCCUCUCCGGCCCCCUUGUCCCACACCCCAGUCCCCUACUCACCCAGAGUCCUUCUCCAGUCCUACUCCCAGUCCCCCAUACUCCAGUGGGGAGAGGGUGAUCCGGACUCACCCCAAAAAGCCCCCUGUCCCACCCCCCGUUCCUGCCAAAAAGUCCAGGGAAAGACUCGCCAAUGGCCUCCGUCACUCCCCUCUCUCCCUGCCCUCCUCUCCGUCCCCCACCCCCUCCCCGACCCACUCCCUCACCCGCUCUCACCCGAGCAGCCCCCAGAUCCGAAGUAGCAGCAGCAGCCCCUGCCCCCCCGCUCUGCCCGCCAAGUCCCCGAGCACCCCGGCCAGCCCCUGCACCACCUCAUCGGCCUCGUCGUUCAGCGAGGAGUCGGGCACCCCCCCGGCGGUCCAGCCUCCCUGGCUCUCGGACCUCGGGGGCAAAGUGUCUGUUUCCAGAAAACUCUCCCAUAACAAAAUGAGCUGUGACCUGUUCACCCUGCUGGAGCAGCGGCUGGAGGCCGAGGGCAUCGACCUGACGGAGGAACCCUACUCUGACAAGCAUGGCCGCUGUGGGAUCCCCCAGCCGCUGGUGCAGCGUUACUCUGAAGACCUGGAGCAGCCCGCGAAGGACGUGGCCUCCACCAUGGACCAGCUCCGAGUCAAAGAGCUGCGUAAACAACACCGCAUGGCUAUCCCGUCUGGAGGUCUGACCGAGAUGUGCCGAAAGCCCCUCCCCUCGGGUAACAUCAGCACAGUCCCCGAUUGGCUCGUCUCCAUCGGCCUGCCCAUGUACGCCGCCCCCCUUGCGGCGGCGGGCAUCGACACGCUGGGUCGCGUGGCCUCGCUGACGGAGAGCAGCAUGUGGGAGGCUGGCGUCCGGGACCAGAGACACGUCCGCCGGCUGCUCAGCGAGGCGAGAUCGGUCGGCGGGCCCAGAGAGGUGAAGUCCUAACCACGUGGGCGGAGUCCGGGUUGGAUAACAGGUGUCGACUCACUGGUCAGUACCGCCUCCUUUAAAGAUGGCGGCUGAAGGCAAAGUGGCCACGGGACUGAACUGAACCCCCAGGCGACUGCAGGACUUCCUGUCUCGUGUCUGAAGACUCAAAGUGGAGCCGUCGUGCUCUCUGAUGAUUUUUGUCCCCAUCACUCUAACUUUAUGAAAUGUUUACGCCACUGAGGAGUUUCCCCUCAACAGCCACGACAAGCUAUCAGAGGCCUUUUUGAAGAUUAGAUUGUAGACUGUGGGAUGGCUUCCAUUCUGCAGACGCCCUCAAAGUCUUAAAGUAAAGACUUGGAUCUGCCUUUUAAGGAGGAUAGCACACUCUUUUGUAGGAUGGAUGAUCUCUUUCCUUUUUUCUAAAUACAGAGAGACGGUUUAUCUCCUGCCUAUUUCAUAAGUGCUUCAUUUUCACCUCCUCUCGUGGUGAAGCAGCAUUAUCCGAGUGGUUCCCUAAAGACGAGGCCAGAACUCACCCUGGACUUCUAAUCCACUGAAGACAAACAAAGGAGGAAGAGGUGGUUUGGAGAUGGCCUAUUUUGUAUUAUGUCUCUGUAAUAUAGCAUAAUGAAUACCUUCAUUUAAAAAAAAAAAAACGAUUUCUAUGUUAAAAGAACAUUUGUGUUUUGCCUUUUGAAUGUUGCAGCUCUCAGUCGUUUCUAAGCUGAAACAGCCGACAUCCCAUCGCUACCCUUAUGUUUCACAUUAUAUCCAGUUCCUCGGAUGCACCUCCAGUAUGAACACGAGCACAAACAGAAAGCUCUGUUUCUCGCUCCAGGUUUUUCUCACACAAUUAGCUUCUCACAGCGACAAAUACCCCUAUGUAUACAUGGACGUUUUUUAAAUUGCCUUAGCAAUAUGAACGAAUGGCUGGAAGAGAACAUACAGUAGAGUUGACUGAACUGUGCUGAAUGUGUCUGAGGAGUAACCGAGGCGCGGAUUUUGCAAACGCACGCCAGAUAAAUCGCGAAGCCCAGACGAUGAAUCACAAAUCUACGGGGAGGAGGCGACACAAGUCCUCACCGCUCGAGCACAAGUUCACAGGGAGGGAGGAGAGAGUGAGAAUGUUCCAAAGACGCAGCUGAUAACUGGAUUUUGGGGGAUUUUUACAGACUCUCUACACAUGAAAAAUUAGCUUCACAGCUGGAUAAUAAGCUGUUUUGGGACUUUUUUCUUUUUUUUUGAACACAUUAUACUGUAGCUGUAAUUGUUGCCAGUGGGAAACUCUUCACUGGGCGCUGCGGGUGGAAGGUGGGAGCAGUCGUAUCAGGUGACCUCCGAGGUCGGCACACGGUUUCACACUCUAUGGUCUUGAGGAAUCAGGGAAACACAGACUGUACAGGGAAACGCUGAGUCAGGUCGGUCUGUUGCAGAAACAACUACUUUGGGCCAAAAAUCUACAAACUUAACACAACCAGAAUCUCUUUCAUUUGCACACAAUUGAUCUAACAAUACAUUUUUCUUUGUGUAGUCUUUUCCCCCCCCCUCCCAGUAAAGUUCGAUCUUUUACAACCAGAACUGAACUGGUUAUUCCACAGAUUUCAUAUUUGAAAAAGAAAUUGACCAAGUGUUAUUGUUAAUGUUGUUUUUUUUUUUGCAGUGGGCACUUGAUAGAUAGAUGUUUGAUGCCUUUUUCUUCUUCUUCAAUCAAAGUGGUGCUCUGGGAAAGUGAGGACGGGGGGGGGGGGUCACUAUUAGAGAAAAAAAGUGUUUUGUAAUGAAUGAGAAUACUGACACUGUAAAUGCACUUUAGAGGGUAAAUCUAGCUGUUUUUAUAGGUUGAAAUUGGCUUCAUUUAAUGGACAUUCGUUGUCAGGUAUUAUAAAAGGGUUUCAGUGGGUAACGCUGGUAUUUUUUAAUUUAGUGUUGAGUUCCCAAUGCCAAGUUUGAAUAACCAUUCACGAGUUAACCAGUUCCAGUGACUUACUUCCAGUUUGUUUUUGCAGUCUUAUAAAAAAAUACAAAUUCUUGAUUACAUAUACGAAAUGCUUAGUAGAAGUUGCACAUUCUGUAUAUGUAAUUGAUAUUUAAUUAAUAACUUAUUAUUUUGCUCUUUUUUUUUCCACAUCAACUGUAAUUAGCUGUACUAUAUGAAUAGCAAUACCUUCCUGCAUAAUGCAUAUUGCUUUAGCCAGUGAGGAGCUGCAGUAUGUAAUGUAAAAUAUGUGUACAAAUUAUUUUAUUUGGUUUUCAUCUGCCUAAUGAUUGUCCAUACAGAUUUGCUUGUGUAUUGAAACAACAAAAGUAAUGUCCAUAACUAUUUGUCAUUCUUAAAUAUAAUAAAAAACUGUUUCUUGCCAAA
Molecule: messenger RNA, 7111 nt
Organism: Pleuronectes platessa (European plaice)
Lineage: Eukaryota; Metazoa; Chordata; Actinopteri; Pleuronectiformes; Pleuronectidae
Gene: sash1a
Product: SAM and SH3 domain containing 1a
Exons: 20
Coding region: 691-4764 (1357 amino acids)
Molecular function (GO): protein binding
Source: RefSeq, a predicted model, not a curated record